Molecule: messenger RNA, 1833 nt
Organism: Epithele typhae
Lineage: Eukaryota; Fungi; Basidiomycota; Agaricomycetes; Polyporales; Epitheliaceae
Exons: 14
Coding region: 1-1833 (610 amino acids)
Biological process (GO): regulation of actin filament polymerization
Cellular component (GO): plasma membrane; cortical actin cytoskeleton; site of polarized growth
Molecular function (GO): actin filament binding
Source: RefSeq, a predicted model, not a curated record
AUGUCUCUUCAAGUGAACCUGUCCGGCAGGGAACUCUCGGAGGCGUACCAGAACGUAGUCAACGCCCGUGGUGUAGAUUGGGCGAUCUUCACCUACGACAAGGGCACCAACGACCUCAAAGUCCAGGCGACUGGAGAUGGAGGUCUCGAGGAGCUUCAGGAGGAAUUCUCCGACGGCCGCAUGCAGUAUGCGUUCGCGCGCGUGAAGGAUCCCAAUAGCACGCUCCCCAAGUUCGUCCAGAUCAAUUGGUGCGGUGACGGUGUCCCAGAGGCCCGAAAGGGUCUCUUCCACACCCACUCCAGCGCAGUGGCAAGAUUCCUCCGCGGGACCCACGUCGUAAUCAGCGCCCGAAACGAGGAGGAUGUCACUCCCGAGCUCAUUAUGUCUCGUGUCGAGGCCGCCUCUGGCGUCAACUACACCGCCCAGAAGGAAGCCCCGCGCAAGUUCGAGCCCAUCGCUCCCGUUGGGACAGCCUACAUCCCCGUGGGCAAGGUUGAUAUCAACGCUCUCCGUGCCGCUGCGCCCCCGCCCGCCUCCGCUGCGUCCAAGCCUCUCCCCGCUGCGUCCCGUCCCGUCCCCCCAACGGCUGCGCGACCUACGCAUGGGCAGAGAAGACAGCAGUUUCGCGCCUCCUCCGCCCCCGCCAGCUGCGUCUCGCCCGCCCGCAACCAUCCCGAAACCUACGGCUCCUGCGCCUUCGCCAGGUUCUCCCCUGCCGCCUCUGCACCCGUUGUUUCGUCUGUCACGCCUACGAAGCCGGCCGAAGACGACAAGAUUGGACCUGUGGGGACCGCAUACACGCCCAUCAAGCUGCAACCCAAGAGGCUUGUUAACCCCUUCGCCACUCGCCAGACCGAAUCGGAGACCGCGACUGCCCCGCCCAAACCUGGUGCUGGGCUGCGUCAAGCUCUCGCGAAGAAGCAACAACAAGAUGAGGAGACCCGCGCGCAAACGGCAUUGGGCAGCCAGCCUAUGCCUCCACCCGCCCCUGCCUUCCGUCCGCCAGCUGCCUCUGCCGCCCCGAUCAGAGCACCUUUGCCACCGAGAGCGUCUGAGCCUGAAGAGGAGGAGGAAGAGUACGAGGCUCCACCGCCUCCCGCCCCUCUCCCAACCGCGAGCCGACCUCUUCCAGCGGCCUUUCCCGCUGCGGAACCUGCCCCUCCGCCUUCGCCUCCGCCUCCGCCUCCACCUCCACCUCCACCGCCGGCCAUGCACGAGUCCGAGCCCGAGGCAGAAGUCGCGCCGCCUCCGCCCCCGCCUCCGCCUCCGCCUCCGCCUCCGCCUCCCCCGCCGCCUGUCGCUCCUGUCGCGGCCGCCGCCGCGGUCGGUCUCUCUGCUGGCGCGGUGAUGACCGCGGCUGUCAUGACGGAGCCAGGUGUCUGUGCGAUUGUCCAGUACUCGUACGAGGCCCAAGAAGACAAUGAGAUGGACCUCAACGAGGGUGAGCUCAUCGAGCAGAUCGAGCAGCUCGACGAAGGCUGGUGGUCUGGCGUCGGUCCCGAUGGCAAGCAGGGUCUCUUCCCCUGUCGCAAGAGGUCGCAGCACCUGCCACCCCUCCGCCGCCCUCUCCGCCGCCUCGCCGCUCCACCUCCCGCGCCGCCUCCGCCCCAAGCCGCCGCGGAGCCUGAACCUGAGCCCGCUGCGGAAGAAGACCUCGGCUCGUGGGCCGUCGCCCUGUACGACUACGACGCGGGCGAGGACAACGAGAUUUCGUUCAAGGAAGGCGACAGGAUCACGCAGAUCGAAGCCACCUCUGACGACUGGUGGUCCGGCAUGGAUCCUCACGGCAGCGUCGGCUUGUUCCCUGCCAACUAUGUCGAACUCCAGGCGUGA